AUGUGCACAGCUGAGUGUAACAACAGCGAGGACACCAACAGCAGCAGUUAUCAGCUACAGCUGGUCAGCUCCAUGCCUAUGAGAAUUAUUGUAUCAAUGGGCAUAACUCAGUUCUUCGUGUGGCCUUUCAUAUACAUCAAUGUGCUCAUGCUUGUCACUUUCUCCAGGAAGCAGGCCUUCAGGACUGAGACACGCUACAUAUUGUUUGCCCACACCUUACUGGUUGAUUUGAUUUUUCUUUUGCUGACUGAUUUUGUGGUGCUCAUAUCCUACAGUGAUGUCCUGAUGCCCAUGGUGUUCUGCAUUCCCUUCUGUAUUCUCAUGGAGAUGGUCACCUUGUGUACACCGCUGACCAUCACUGCCAUGUGUGUAGAGCGCUACGUGGCCAUCUGUAUGCCUCUGAGACACAGUGCUCUCUCCACCUCCAGCAGGACCCAUACUGCCAUCCUCAUCAUCUGGAUUAUAAGUGCUGUAAAGCCACUGGUGGACGUGAUCAUCCUUGCCUCGACUGUCUCGCAAGCUUAUCUGUCACAGCUCACCUAUUGCUAUUAUGAAAUCUUGACUCCUGAGAAAUGGCACCGUUACAUGAGGGGCUUUCUGUGCAUCUUCAACUUCAUAAUAAUUUUACUUGUUGAAUUAUUUUGCUAUGUGAUGAUUAUGCUUGCUGCCCGAGCAGCCUCUGUUGAUGAGAAGUCUGCAGCUAAGGGGCUCCGUACUGUCUCAUUGCACAUGCUUCAGCUUACACUGUGUACAAUGGAGAUUAUCUGCCCCUAUAUUGAAGCCAUCGUCAUACAGCUAGAUAUCCAGGUAUAUCUGUCAGUCCGCUUUUUCAACUUUAUAACAUUCAACGUCAUCGCCAGGGCAGUCAGUCCACUUGUCUAUGGUAUAAGAGAUGAGAAAUUUUACACUGCCUUUGUAUACCACAUGCGAUGUGGACAAAAUCACAUAUCUUCUGAACAUAGACAAUCAAACCCAGCACAAAAGUGA
Molecule: messenger RNA, 987 nt
Organism: Electrophorus electricus (electric eel)
Lineage: Eukaryota; Metazoa; Chordata; Actinopteri; Gymnotiformes; Gymnotidae
Source: RefSeq, a predicted model, not a curated record